This is a messenger RNA of Coccomyxa subellipsoidea C-169, 234 nucleotides long. Its product is annotated as CRAL/TRIO domain-containing protein. The transcript is spliced from 3 exons. Lineage: Eukaryota; Viridiplantae; Chlorophyta; Trebouxiophyceae; Coccomyxaceae. The record is from RefSeq and is a predicted model, not a curated record. Bases 1 to 234 code for a protein of 77 amino acids.
AUGAGGGCGCCUGUGGAGCAAUGGGUCUGGGUGUCUGACUUCUACGGGUUUGGAUUUGGGGACCUCAACCCACAGAUUGCUAACACAUUCCUGGAGCUGUCUGCAAAGCACUACCCUGAGCGAUUGGGAGCCUUCAUGGUGGUGGGUGCACCAUUCAUUUUCAAUGGGCUGUGGAGCGUGCUGCAACCUCUGGUUGACUCUGCGACUAGGAAGAAGAUCCACAUGCUCUCGUAA